Messenger RNA from Sinocyclocheilus grahami, 1858 nucleotides. Its product is annotated as F-box only protein 15-like. The record is from RefSeq and is a predicted model, not a curated record. Gene Ontology annotation, molecular function: protein binding. Lineage: Eukaryota; Metazoa; Chordata; Actinopteri; Cypriniformes; Cyprinidae. The transcript has 8 exons. The coding region runs from base 89 to 1309 and encodes 406 amino acids. Gene Ontology annotation, cellular component: SCF ubiquitin ligase complex.
UACCUUGACAGCGAGAUGCCGGAAGAGCGAGACUGAACCGAUAACAAAUUAAGAGGCACUUAAACACGCUUCACAAGAGAUACAAAUUAUGUUUUCGCACUCCGUGAAGACCCAGAAGCAAGAUGCUGGGCAGCCUUCAAUUGUUAAAUCAAAAUCCAUGUCCAGAAAACAAAGAAAUGCUGCUCUACAACAUCCACCAGUCCACAGAAUGACAUCCAAACGCCGAGAAAAGACUUGUGAAAACUCCUUAGAAAGGAUGCCACUGGAGAUCAUUCUCAGGAUUCUCUCGUACUUGGGUACUGGGUCUCUUUUCUGCAUUGGUUUUGUCAACAAGCACUUCCAUGAACUGUCCAACAGCAAUGCUAUGUGGUAUCAGUUUUACAUCCAUGAACGUACCAAAAAGAAGAAAGCCAGCCAAGAAGACCAGAUGAUACAUGUCCUUGGUAUGGUGGGUGUGCAGGAGAGGCCGAAGGGAUACUGGAGACACACGUUCUUCAAAGAAAUUGCCGGCCUGAACUUGAACAAGUGGAGAACGAAACUACGACUCAUCGACCCUUUUUCAGGACUGCCGCGUCAUACAGAGGAAGUCAUAAGGAGUCUGUGCAUUACAUGGGAGAUCACAGUGACUGAUGGGAGAGGACGGCAGAGCACCUUUGAGCAGUCUCAUGCCUCCUUCAGUAGUACGGCUGUUUUUGUGCUCUGGGGUGCUGUCAGUUGGCCUCCUUUCAACCAGCUCACCUCGCUUGAGCUUCAUGGAGUGUUGCGGGUGCCACUCAAUUGUCCUGCUCCUUACAGGCCGGGCUGGAAAUCAGUUAUGUCCAAAGUAAAGCUUCAAAGAGAACACAGUGAGUUGUGUGUUUCAGACAAGAUUGUCAAGAUGCUGUAUGUUGGACAGGGCGUAACUUUGGGAUUCUGGAAGAUUUCUGAUGGUUAUCUUCCACUGGAAGUGAUCAGUGAGAAUGACAGAUCUCCAAAUAUUCAUCUGGUUGGAGACGUCAGCUUGCCUUGGAGGACUGAAGCUUUACAUGGAACUAUCAAGGACUGUUGCAUGAUCAGCCUCACUGUAUGGGAUGAAGCCAAGCAGCCUUUUUGGUGUGUCAGCGCUCCUGUUGUGAUGACAAAAGCCAGUCAGGACACAGUAUCUUAUGAUUUUGAUGGCGGGAGUUUCUCCAUUCUAUACCAAGACUCAGAGGGGAGGGUUGAGAUGAGGCUGAAGCAGAUGGAGAAUAAGGACCAGUAUUUUGUGGUAAAUCUAGUGAUUUACAUUGCUGUCGCCAAAGUGAAUAAGCACUUUGGGAGAGAUUACUGAAGCCUUCGUAUGCCAUUUCAGUUUGUAUGACGACCGUUUUACUAUAUUUGACUUAUGAACAAGCAGGGACGCUGCAGUAACUCAGGAUUGUAGCAAGAUUUAACUCCUGUCAAGAUUAUUGUAGCUUUUUCUUGUCAGGUUAAUGUUUUGGUUGAAUGUUUCUAUACAUUUUAAUAUCACCAAACACAUAAAUACACAUUUUCACAGAUCUUUAUAUUUGUAAUCGCAGGCUAUAAAAGUCAUCCUGUCACAAAGAGAGGGAUAUUCAUGUCAAGUUGAUCAAACCUAAAUAAUAGAAUAAGAGGAAACCCAUAAAAAAACUUCCAUAGAAUCAAGAGCUAAGGAGUAAAAAUGGACCUUUAAGCAGAUUUCAAAUUGCCAGUGGAGGAGGAGGAUCUAAUAUGAGCAGGGAAACGGUUCCAGAACUGAGAAAUCUCCCUUACAGCGUGAACGGGACAGAAGGAAGUUGAUUGCAUAACCUUGGGGCAGAGUAUGCAUGAAGGAAUUUACAAAUAUAUUGUGCAGAAAUACCACGCUGGGCCGCUUUUA